AUGCUGGACGACGGGCUUGGGAACGCUUACUCCCGCCGCUCGCUCGUGCUUCCCGAGAGGGAGAUGCUGUUUGCCGAGGAAUGCAGAAGGACGCUAGAUAACAUUGGAGGGAAACGGGAUUCCAGGCUUCUUUUGACGUCCUCUGGUCUGCUGGACUCCAUGUUCAAGCUCUUGACCCAGCGCUCAUCGACGGCCAUGUAUGCGGCGAGGUAUGGUGAUACAAGAAGCCUGUUCGACUCGAUUAUCCCAAAACACUGCCUCCUGCUUGAGAUGGACGAUACUGAUAUAGUCAAGUCUGUUCAUUACCACGGCUUUUACAGGAACGGCAGCUACUUACUCGUCCGUCCGCCACCCCAUAUCCGCAACUCUCGUGACCCCGAAGGACACAGAACAGCAACGGCCGCUGGGCCACAUGAGCACGACUAG
Colletotrichum orchidophilum is the source of this 426-nucleotide messenger RNA. RefSeq lists its product as uncharacterized. The transcript is spliced from 5 exons. Bases 1 to 426 code for a protein of 141 amino acids. The record is from RefSeq and is a predicted model, not a curated record. Lineage: Eukaryota; Fungi; Ascomycota; Sordariomycetes; Glomerellales; Glomerellaceae.